AACUUUUCCAAUAGACGAGUGUUGAAGCGACAUUUUUUUGCAGGAGGCAUAACCAGUGGUGCGUUCAAGUGCAGCUGCAGCAGGGACGUACGGGGUUAAUCCGACCCAUAUGCUGCACCGGGAGGGAGGUUGGGUCCACCACGAAAGGGAAGGCUGAGGCUGGCUGGCAGGCACAACAGAAGGGAGAAGACAGCGGGACUCACCAUACACUCACACACACACACUUUCAAUACCAACACCUGCACUUGUGCGCCCUAUUUCCACUCACACAAGUCUUUCUCGUCCACAAGCGUGACGUGGAGUCACAUCAUCACGCGGAAGGCUUCCUAAAGUUGGCCAAAAGGAUUUUAUUCCGUCAAUGUGGACCAAGUCGGCUCGCUUUUCUACUUAAUUGUUUGUUUUUGUUAGAGUUUUUUUUUUUUUUUUUGCCUAGAAUAUAAAAAAGGAUUAUUUCCUCACGUGCUGUGAUAUUUUUUUUUCUUGCUCCCUGGAAUGACGUCUGGGUGAAUGUGCCUGUGACAAACUUUUGGAUCGUGGAGAUCAAAGCGCAGGUGUGAAGAUUUGGACUGCGCUCUGCAUCUCGCCUUAUUGGAAAGCUGCGGGCCAAACUUCUGAUCAGAGACUUCAAAAUUUAGAUCUGUGUGGGCUACCUGUAUGCCUGUUACCAUGACAACAUCUGGAGCCCAACUCCUCCUGGUGGCCUUGUGUGUUUACAAAGGCCUGAGCCUGCAGCAGUCGGCGCCGCGGGUUCGCCUCUCCUUCAAAGAACUGAUGGACACUCGGGCAGCGCGACCCUUCAGUUUCUCCUUCAACACCAGCGACUACCGAAUCCUCUUGAUGGACCAGGACCAGGGCCGCCUGUACCUGGGCAGCAGGGAGUACCUGGUGGCUUUGGAUAUGCACAAUGUCAACAAAGAGCCGCUCAUAAUCCACUGGCCAGCAUCUGCAAAGAGGAAAGGCGAAUGCCAGAUGACAGGAAAAGGAAGACAGGGCGAAUGCGCCAACUUUGUACGCUUGAUCGAGCCGUGGAACCGCACCCACCUCUACACCUGUGGAACGGGGGCUUACCAACCCAUUUGCACGUUCAUCAACAGAGGCUGGAGGGCAGAGGACUACCUGUUUCGACUGGUCCCCGGGUACGUGGACUCCGGGAAGGGAAAAUGUUCCUACGAUCCUAAAGAGGAGAACGUUGCAGUUCUUAUUCAUGGUAACCUGUAUGCGGGUGUCCAUAUUGACUUCAUGAGCACGGAUGCGGCUCUUUUUAGGACCAUGGGAGGGAGAAGUGUCAUCCGGACGGAACAGUACGAUUCCAGAUGGCUCAACGAGCCCGUGUUUGUUCAGAUCCAGCAGAUCCCUGACAGCGCAGAGAGCAACGACGACAAGCUCUACUUCUUUUUCCGCGAGAAGAGCUUAGACUCGAGCGGAGGGGCGAGUCCCAACGUCCUGGCCAGGGUGGGCAGAGUCUGUCUGAAUGACGAAGGUGGCCAGAAGUCCCUGGUGAACCGCUGGACAACCUUCCUCAAAGCUCGUCUUAUCUGCUCGGUGAUCGGCGAUGAUGGAGUGGAGACGCGAUUUGAUGAACUACGCGAUGUAUUCAUUCAGCCGACGCAGGAUGAAAGGAACCCGAUGGUGUUCGCACUCUUCACGACCGCGGGCUCUGUGUUCAAGGGCUCUGCUGUCUGCGUCUACUCCAUGGCCGAUAUCCGCAACGUUUUCAACGGGCCUUUUGCCCAUAAGCACGGCCACAAUUACCAGUGGACGGAAUACAACGGCAAGAUUCCAUACCCACGACCGGGAACGUGCCCGGGCGGAACCUUCACCCCUGGGGUCCGCUCCUCCAAGAGCUUCUCUGAUGAGGCUGUCAAUUUCAUCCGGGCUCACCCACUCAUGUACCAGCCCGUCUAUCCCAUCCACCGCCGCCCCCUGGUGGUGAGGACCGGUGUGGACUACCGCUUCACGGCCCUGGUGGUGGAUCAGGUGGAUGCCGUGGACGGCCGCUACGAGGUGCUCUUUCUGGGCACCGAUCGUGGUACCAUCCAGAAGGUCAUCGUUUUGCCCAAAGACCCCACCAGCAUGGAGGAGCUAACGCUAGAGGAAGUGGAAGUUUUCCGGAGCAGAGCUCCUGUCAAAACGAUGAAGAUCUCUUCGAAGCGACAACAACUGUACGUGUCGUCGGACGCGGGCUUGACGCAGGUGUCGCUGCACCGUUGCGACGUCUACGGCAGGGCCUGCUCCGACUGCUGUCUGGCCCGAGACCCUUACUGCGCCUGGGACGGGGAGAGCUGCUCGGCUUUUACUCCUUCCACCAAAAGGAGGAGCAGAAGACAGGAUGUCAAACACGGCGAUCCUCUGAGGCAGUGCCGAGGCUUUAACGCCAAAGUGGAGAAACGUCUGCGGGAAACGGUGCAGUUUGGUGUGAAAGGGAGCAGCACCUUUUUGGAAUGUCAGCCUCGCUCUCCUCAGGCAACCGUCAAGUGGCUUUUCCAGAGAGAUGGCAAAAGGAAAUUGCUGAACCGCAUGGGCAAUGUCCUGAAGACCAACCACGGCAUCCUUCUCAAGUCCCUCAAUGGAUCGGAUGCGGGGCUUUAUCACUGCCUGGCCACCGAGAACAACUUCAAACACACGGUGGCCCGCGUGGCGCUGCGCAUCCUCGAUCGGGACAUCGUUUUGGCUCUCAGCGCCCGAGACGACGACGAGGACGACCCCGAGACUCGCGACUCGCGACCUUACCCUCGAUCGUCGCCCGCCUCCACACCUUUCCCACCUGAAAUCAGACUGAUCAACCAGUAUUGCCAGUCCUACUGGGAGCAGUCCAGUCUGAAACAGCAACAGCGCAAGCGCACCAGCCGGCGGCACACGGAGGGCCAGGAGCAAGGACUUGGUUAGGGCGCGCCGGGCGUCCGAGGUGGCCUGGUCGGACUUUUAUUGGUGUUGUUCAUGCAUGUUGUUUGUGCAUCUCCUUCAUUGGUUUGACGGCCGACGCCGUCGAAUACCAUAUUGGUGGUUUUUGUCUUGUGCCAAGCGGGCAUUUUGUUGAUAGCACACCUCACACCACCAAUGAGCGCAUUCCAAUGGUUCCAGUGUAGCUUUUGAACGCUCCUGUUUGUCCGGCUCCCAUUUUCAGGACAUAGUCCCAACGGAGUGUUUUUUUUUUUUUUGUAAUUAAGUUACCUUCCAGACCAACCACAAUAUAUUCCUUAUGUGAAAAAGCUUUUCGUCACACAACCACAUGACUACUAUGACAUACACAAUCCGGCUUUUGGGUGAAGUUUCAGGGUGAACAUAAAUUGCACUACAGUCACUCCUCACUAUAUUGUAGUUCACGUUUUGCAAUUUCAGUGCAUCACACACUUGUUUAUUGGACUCACAUCAUGGCAUAUUUGCCCGUAUCUUACUGAGCAACAAAGGUUUGCACUCAGCCUGAAUGUUGAUUUUUGUUAGGGUUCAUUCAAGGUCACAAGCGGUCGCAAAAAUGUUCGCUAGUCGUUUCUGUCAUCAACAGCUUUUCUUCUUGAAAAAAAAAUCUCGGGACAAUGCGACAAAAAAACUGUUUGCAACUGUUUGCAACCUUUUACGAACCUUGACAAAAUAUCAACGUUGCGUAAACACUCACGGCUCAGUUAGAUACAGACUCAAAGAAGCGUAGAAAAAAAGUUAGCGUCACAUGUUAACAUGAUAAAGGGUAGCUAUCUACAACAUUUUAGGUUCAUCCUGAAAUUAAACCUGAAAGCUGAAUACUUUUUAGGAGUAGUGGAUAGUAACCAAGUGCACCAUUGUUUCAUAUUCCCCACUGCAUGACACUGAAAGCUGACGGUGCAAGCAAAAUCCAAAAUUUUGAAACAUGUUUUACUGUCAUAUAACCCGAGUGCCACAAGAAGGUGUCAAGUGGCAGAACCACAAGUGUGCUACUUUUGAGUAUAUUGAGAAUAAAUGUAAUAUAUUGAUUGUGAAUAUAUAUAUAUAAUAUAUACGGCCAGUGGAUUACUGUUGUUUGAGGAAACAAAGACACUUCAUCAGUGUUUGCAUGCUUCUCUAUGUUGUUUGUUGCUCUUCUUGGGCCUUGGCGUGUAACAAUGUCAAAUAUGUGUCAAAUAUGAAAAUUGUGUUAAUCUAAGCCAUGUGGAUGUCACCCCUCCCCUGUCCUGUGCUGUCGUGACCCCCCCAGUAUGUGAGUGGUGAAGACACACUUCACGGUGGUCUUCCAGUCAUGCACUUUGUCAGUGGCGGUGGGAAAUUUGGGAUGUUUGCACAGAUGUUAUCAAUAAGUUAAAUCUUUUUUUUAAAUGUACAGUGUCUUGUUAUAAAAAGGAGAAUGAUUAAGGUUUA
Syngnathus typhle (broad-nosed pipefish) is the source of this 4326-nucleotide messenger RNA. Its product is annotated as semaphorin-3F-like. The transcript has 19 exons. Bases 655 to 2886 code for a protein of 743 amino acids. The record is from RefSeq and is a predicted model, not a curated record. NCBI's taxonomy places the organism in Eukaryota, Metazoa, Chordata, Actinopteri, Syngnathiformes, Syngnathidae. Gene Ontology annotation, molecular function: chemorepellent activity; semaphorin receptor binding. Gene Ontology annotation, biological process: negative chemotaxis; semaphorin-plexin signaling pathway; axon guidance.